Messenger RNA from Anneissia japonica, 2651 nucleotides. RefSeq names its product protein FAM91A1-like. The record is from RefSeq and is a predicted model, not a curated record. Lineage: Eukaryota; Metazoa; Echinodermata; Crinoidea; Comatulida; Comatulidae. The coding region runs from base 121 to 2337 and encodes 738 amino acids. The transcript has 18 exons.
CUCCCCUCGGAGAAAAAAAAAGUGCCUGCUGGAUGGAAUAGUCUAGUUGACAUGAUCGGUCUGCUGAGAUUUUCCAGUUUAUAUGCUGCUUAGUUUUUGACUUUCCUUCAAUCUGCGGAAAUGAAUACAGAGGUCGAAAACUGUAUUAGAAAUAGUUAUCAAUAUCCCAAGCUUCCAGCAAAUGUUAAGCAGAUUCUGGGGAAUUCAAGUAAAGAAUAUGAAAAGCAAGUUGUCAAUUUUAGUAUCAAGAACCAGCUUCGUUAUCGUGGUAACUUAGUGAAGCAGGUGAGAAAAGAUGAAAAGAAAUAUUAUGAGGAGCUCUUAAAAUACAGUAAUGAACACCUGAUGCUGUACCCUUACCACCUGUCAGACAUAAUGGUGAAAGGGCUACGUAUUACCCCUUUCACCUACUACCAUCGGAUGAUGCAUGACACCAUGUCGGGAGAGCGGAGCUAUGAUUCGUUACCCAAUUUUACUGCUGCUGACUGUUUGCGUCUUCUUGGAAUUGGAAGGAACCAGUACAUUGAUAUCAUGAAUCAAUGCAGAUCAUCUCGGAAAUUCUUCCGCAAGAAGCCCAUUAAAGACUUGUUACCAGUUUCACCAAUUGACUCUUUUCCAAUUGAACACUGGUGGAUAUCACAGGUUGGGUACAUUACAGAAGAGGACAUCAAGUCAGUUUCCAUUGGAGAAAAAGACAUUAUUGACAAAGUGAUUGAUGUUGGACCAAUGAAGACUGGAGAACUUGAUUAUUAUUUAGUACAAAAAUUAUAUAGGAGAGGUUUGAUAUACAUGGAUGUUCCGAUUGAAGAUGACGAUUGCAUAGUUGUACCACCACUGGAAGGUUUUGUAAUGAACCGCGUCCAAGGGGACUAUUUUGAAACUCUCCUUUACAAGAUAUUUGUGUCGAUUGAUGAGCAUACAACAGUAGCUGAGCUUGCCAACGUGUUGGAGAUUGAUCUAAGGCUGGUGAAGAAUGCUGUGUCCAUGUACUGCCGUCUUGGGUUUGCCAAAAAGAAAGGGAAAGAAACGGACCCUGAUAGCCUACACCCAUCAUGGAACGAACCUUUGAAUGCCAUGGCUAACAAGAAGCCCACAGUACAUGAUGAUCUUCUGUUGAUAGACUGGACUGCUGGGAUUAAUGACAAGCCUCCCUCUGCUGAGAACUCUACCACUGCAUCAGAUACAGCCAGUGUAGAUGAAUCAGGUGAAGACAGGAUGUACCCAACAGGACUAGGCAUCGAUCUGCUAAGGUGUGAGAGUUUGCUGGGCCUAGAGCCGGCUACUUGCUCAAGAGUACUGCAGAAGAAUUAUGAAUUACUGGUAUCCAUGGCACCACUCAGCAAUGAGAUCCGUCCGGUAAGCAGUUGCACUCCGCAACAUAUAGGACCUGCAAUACCAGAGGUAAAUUCUGUGUGGUUCAAGCUGUUCCUGUAUUGUAACAUUGGUAGUGGACCUUUAACUCUACUUCUUGUCAAGGGCUCAAGAUUAAGGUGUUUACCUCAAAUGUUCCAGGAGUAUGACCGGUUACUGAUCACCACAUGGGGUCAUGACCCUGGAGUGGUAGCAACCUCCAACGCUCUACUAACAAUCAAUGACGCCCUUUCUCAUUCCGCUGUACUUAUCCAGGCUCAAGGCUGGUUGACAGAUGGGGAGACCACUUGUAUACCUUUCCCCCUGCCAGCCGACUCAAAGCAAGGUGAAUUUGGGAAGGAGUGUAUGCACGUUCACAGUGCAAUCAGCAAGGCAUCAAACCUACUUGAUCUGAAGCACUCCUGUGGUUACAUAACGCUUCUAAAUACCGGAAAAGUGAUGUUGAAACAACGCCGUAAGAUGCCCAAUAAAACUUCGUCCCGCAGCUCAACAAACAGCAGUAGCAGCGAUGUACGUGUCAUGCAGGAAUUGACAGACGCGGCCAAAGAUCUGGACCAGUCAAGUUCAAACACGUCCCUGGCAUCGCGGGAGAAGCUGUCGUUGGACGUUGAAGGUGGUUGCUGUGACAACGAAACUGAGGAAUCCGAGUGGGUUUUACUCGAUCUGUUUUUUGGUGUUCCUUUGUUUGAUGAUGCCGUUAAUCAGGAAGUCUGUCGCAAGAUGGCCGACAACAAGCUUUGCCACAAAGAUAGUUUAUCAGAAUUACUUCAAUCAAGUCGUCGCUUGUCCAUACAGCUAUUAAAUUUUAUCGCAGAGAAACAGGAUUUACCUGUGAUUCCAGACCUACCACUAGACUCUAGUGUUGCAGGCACCAUCUCAUCAGCCUUCAACUCCCCUACAGUUUCCUAUCCAACCAAAAACCUACUGUUUGAUGGCACUGUGCUAAAGGAAUGGGCUGUAAGGUAGAUAAUCCCCUCCCAAUCUGAGGGGGGGGGGGGUCGUAGUGAAUUGUGUUAACUUGGAAAGAGGCUGGGCUAGCAAUGUUUAUCAUAAAAUGUAAGAUGACGAUAUACAGAUAUUUUAUAGGCAGUCUGCUCAUUUAUUCAGUACAAUCAUAGCCGUAACAUAUUUUAUUAUUUAUGGACUUAGUCUGUAUAUAAACUGUUUUAUUGUACAUUUUCUGCUGAUUAAAAAGAGUGAAGAAUUAAUAGUAUAAUUAAACAUCAUUCCCCUAAUUGCAUUUCUUGUUGUAUAGAUGGCUUGGGAAAUGAAUCAUAUUG